This is a messenger RNA of Equus quagga, 3328 nucleotides long. It is a transcript of the gene FUT1, whose product is annotated as fucosyltransferase 1 (H blood group). The record is from RefSeq and is a predicted model, not a curated record. Gene Ontology annotation, biological process: carbohydrate metabolic process. The transcript is spliced from 2 exons. The coding region runs from base 629 to 1741 and encodes 370 amino acids. Gene Ontology annotation, molecular function: galactoside 2-alpha-L-fucosyltransferase activity. Gene Ontology annotation, cellular component: membrane. NCBI's taxonomy places the organism in Eukaryota, Metazoa, Chordata, Mammalia, Perissodactyla, Equidae.
GCACCCUGGCCAGGGGCCCCAGGACUCGGCGGCAGGGAGGGGGCGGGGCUCCGGCUCGGAGCUAUCUGCCUGCCCUGGAGGGCGGAGGCUGUUAAUACCGGACCUCGCCCCGCUCUCCAUCCUCCCCUCCCCGAGCCCUCGCAGCCAGUCCCGGGAGGCGGCGUGGAGGGGAGGGCUGCUGGGCCCGGGAACCUGGAGUCCCAGGUUCCGCGAGAGGCCGUAUGUGGGCCGCCCUGGCAGACCGCUCGCUCCAGCCACACCAGGCCGUCUGUGGAUCUGCCACCCGGCAGGAGCUCAGGUACACCUGAGACAGGACUUGAUGGAACACUGUCCAGCUUCAGUGAGCCUCUCAGGCCCAGAGAAGGAGACGCCAAGAUGAGGUGCCGGAUCCCGGACCACUGCUGUCUUGGAAACCACCAAUUUUCCCUCGUCUCCCAUCCCCGUCCCCCCAAAUUCCAAGCCCCCAGCUUCUCCUCCCUCAGAUCCAGGAGUCCUAGACUCUGAUCCCCUUUCCCCUCAGACCCAGGGGCCUGACCCCUUAGUUUCCUCAUUCCUUCAGGCGUCUGCUCCCUGACAUUACUUCUCAGGCUCCCAGCAUCUGCUAAUUCAACUCUCCUCCCCUGCAGCCAUGUGGGCCCCCAGCCGACGUCAUCUCUGUCUCAUCUUCCUGCUAGUCUGUGUUCUUUCCUCAAUCGCCUUCCUCUACGUCCACCAAGGCCUCUUUCACGACGGUGUAGACCUGUUUGCCCUGUGUCCAUCCCACCACCUUGGGACACCUCAUGUGGCCAUCUUCUGCCUGUCGGGCACAACGAUGACUUCCAACGCCUCCCUUUCCUGUCCCCAGCAGCCUGCCUCCCUCACAGGAACCUGGACCAUCCACCCAGACGGCCGAUUUGGUAACCAGAUGGGGCAGUAUGCCACGCUGCUGGCCCUGGCCCAGCUCAACGGCCGCCAGGCCUUCAUCCUGCCCGCCAUGCAUGCCACCCUGGCCCCCGUGUUCCGCAUCACCCUGCCUGUGCUGUCGCCCCAGGUGGACAGCCAGACGUCCUGGCUGAAGUUGCAGCUGCAUGACUGGAUGUCGGAGGAGUACGCCCACGUGGAGCAUCCCGUGCUGAAACUCACCGGCUUCCCCUCCUCCUGGACCUUCUUCCACCACAUCCGGGAACAGGUCCGCAGCCAGUUCACCUUGCACGACCACCUGCGGCAAGACGCCCAGGGUUUCCUGAGUCAGCUCCGCCUGGGCCGCACGGGGGGCCGGCCGAGCACCUUUGUGGGUGUCCACGUGCGCCGAGGGGACUAUCUGCAGGUUAUGCCCCAGCUCUGGAAAGGCGUGGUGGGCGAUCGCGCCUACCUCCAGCAGGCUAUGGACUGGUUUCGGGUGCGGCAUGAAGCUCCCAUCUUUGUGGUCACCAGCAACGGCAUGGAUUGGUGCCGGCAAAACAUUGACACCUCCCGGGGGGACGUGAUCUUUGCUGGCAACGGGCUGGAGGCCUCGCCCGGGAAGGAUUUUGCGCUGCUCACGCAGUGCAACCACACCAUCAUGACGAUUGGCACCUUCGGCUUCUGGGCCGCCUACCUGGCUGGUGGGGACACCGUCUACCUGGCCAAUUUCACCCUGCCUGACUCGAACUUCCUGAAGAUCUUUAAACCGGAGGCUGCCUUCCUGCCGGAGUGGGUGGGCAUUAAUGCAGACUUGUCUCCCCUCCGGACACCGGCCGGGAGACUUCUUGGAAUAGCCUGAUCAAUCAAGGGCCAGCGCUAUGGGUCUCUGGAGGCCUAGCAGCUUCCAGAGCUGGCUAGACUUUGAAAGAAAGGAGGGCUUUCUGCAACUGCCUGAACAUUCGAGAACCAUCCGAAGAUCUAUUCCUGAUGGCUGGCUGUGUCUGGAGAAACUCAUGGCAGUUCUAGAAGGCACAGUGCCCACCUGCUCUUCCCAGCCCCUCCCCAGGGUACUUCUACAUGGCUGUCCCCCAGGAACAGGGGACUCCCCCCUCUAGUUGACCACCUUGGAUGUUUCUAGAAGAGCUGUUUCUCCUCCCCUGGAGUAUUGAAGGAAUUCAGCGGUGUUCCAGAGCAAGUGCUCACCAGCUCCCUCUCUGUAUUUCUGGGGUGCUGUUAGAGGGGAGACUUAGAGAGGACCAACUGGAACCCUGCAGGGCCCUUCCAGAGGGCAUGGGCUUCUGGAAUCCAGACAACUUCAGCAAAGAAUCUAAUGAAGGUACAGCCAGAAGCUCAGCAUAUCACCACUGCCAGAAAGAUUGAUGGAAGACAGACUGUCUGUAGCUGGGGCAGUUGGUGAGCAGAAUGCAACUCUAUCCCACCUCUGCCCCUGAACAAACCACAAAGACUUUUUUGGGGAGCAGAGAGGCUAAAAAUGUGGCAAGUGAGGGACAGGGAUGGCUGCGGAAGCGCUGCAGCUUCUGGUGCAAGGCUUUCCAGAAAUUCAGGGACACUUUUUUUUUUUUCUUGGUGAGGAAGAUUAGCCCUGAGCUAACAUCUGUUGCCACCUUCCCUCUUGUUGAUUGAGGAAGAUCAUUGGUGAGCUAACAUCUCCGGCAAUCUCCCUCCACUUUGUAUGUGGGAUGCCGCCACAGCAUGGCUUGAGAGCUGCGUAGGUCCGUGCCCAGCCCAGACGAGGCGGACACCGUGAACUCCAGGCAGCCGAAGCAGAGCCCAUGAGCCCAACCACUACACCACUGGGCCGGCCCCAGAAAACCUUUUUUUUUAAGCUCAAAAACUGCCAAAGACAGGCAUGCACAUGUUGGCUGUGAGUUGGGGUUGCCCCUCCCCAUUUAAGCUGGGCUGCUGUGGGGGAUGGGAUAGAUUUUUCUGGAAGUCAGCAGGUCUAAAGGCUUCCGGGCUUGCAGAAAUCCCUGGAAUUGUGCCCCUUGGCAAUCAUUGUCUGCCCCAGACUUCACAGAACCACUAAAUCUGGCUUUGGGCAAGUCAAGGAUGAAAGGAUCCAAAGGGAUGCAGACCCGACUAUUGGCCGCAGACCCAGGCAGGAGCACAGGGUCUGGCCAAGGAGAUUGGAAUUCUUGACUCAGAUUUCAGGAGCCCCUCGGUGCUUUUUGAAGGGGUUAAAGGUACAUAUUUUUAUUACAGUUUUGUGGAGGAAUCUAAGCCCCUUUUCUAGUCUUCUCAGGGAGUUUUGGGGGGCCAUUCCCUACUCAGCGGCCGUAGGUGGGAGAGAUGGAGGUAUGUAUUAAAAGUCCACCUCACCAACUCCUGUGUCUGCGUUUUUUGGAGUCUUGUGUGCACCAGCGUGUGCGUCAGCGAGUGAGCAGGGGGAAAGGUGGGGAACUUCCGGGGACUCUCAGGAGUCAUG